AUAAGUUCCUGAACACCCAAAAAGAUGGGGUGGUAGCGGGAAGCCUUGCAGAACCCAGCCGACAUGGAGGGAUUGCUCAGCUAUCUGUACACCACUAGUCUUGAUGGUGUUUGAGGCAAUCACAUCGGACGGCAAGAUGCCCCCGAUUUUCUUGGAGAAAGUCAGGGUGGAUAGCAAGACCUACUUUAAAGGCGUGUUGGAGAAGGAGGAACUCCCCUGGGCAAAAUCCUUUUCGUUAAUAGGACAUGGACUUAUCAGCAGGGCUCAACUCCAGCACACAAGACUGGUGCGGAACGCACUUCCCAGACCUCAUCUCGUCGGACGAUUGGCCCCCAAACAGUCCAGUCCCAAAUCCAUUGGACCAUUCCGAUCAGUUCUUAAGACGAAAGCCUGCUCUACUAAGCAUAGAAGUUUGGAUGCUCCACGUGCAACCCUCGUUGAAGCAUGGGAGGAUUCGGACGAAGGCUACCUCCGUGCCGCUGUCGACGCAUCUCCUAGGAGAAUUUCAGCCUGUACUCGCGCAAAAGGAUGCCAUUUCGAGAUCUAG
Molecule: messenger RNA, 547 nt
Organism: Haemonchus placei
Lineage: Eukaryota; Metazoa; Nematoda; Chromadorea; Rhabditida; Trichostrongylidae
Source: the annotation of a GenBank genome assembly